AUGGCCUUUACAGUUGAUCGGAGCAAGUUUGACCCUGUCCUCUCGGAGCUCGUGGAGGAAAUUAAGGAGCAUUUUGGUUCGAAUGGGGCAUCUGGUGAAGUAAUAAACCAUGUUGAGAAGUGCUUUCUCGAGAACUUAGGAAAUGGCAAAAUGUUUCGCGCUCUAUCUGUACCACAAACAGGUCUAUCGACCCUAGAUCGUCCUUUAACGAAACAGGAGUUGCACGACCUCAGUAUACUUGGAUGGCUAGUAGAAGUGCUCCAAGCCUAUAUCUUAAUUCAUGACGACAUCAUGGAUAACUCAUUGACCCGUCGAGGCAAGCCGUGUUGGUAUAGACGUACGUCAGUCGGGAUGAAGGCUGUCAACGACGGAUGUCUGCUCAAGUCGUCUAUAUUCAUUCUCCUCAAGCAACACUUCCAGAAACACCCAGCAUAUCUCAAAAUAAUGGAGACUUUUCACGAAUUUGCUUUCUUGACUGAAAUUGGACAAGAAUGUGACGGCAUUGCUUCCGAUAACCGGAGCACCGAACAAUGGAACAUGGCAGAGUAUGAUAGUAUCUGCGAGUUGAAGGGCGGAUACUACGGCUUUUACCUAUCAGUUCUUCUUGCCUUGCAGUAUUUACAACUCGACACGCCCAAUAAUAUCCAGCAACCCCGGGAUAUUCUUGUCCCGCUGGGCAGCUUUUACCAGUUUCAGAAUGAGUAUCUUGAUAUAUUCGGUACCCACCAUCUGACCGGGAAGAUUGGCACCGAUAUACAGGAGAAUAAGUGCUCCUGGGUUAUUAUUCAGGCAUUGCGGAUGUGUUCUACCGAACAGCGGCAUAUCCUGCUUGAGAAUUACGGUCAGCCAAGUCGAGAUUCGGCGAUGGAAUGCCAGCGGAUUUUCGAGCUUCUGCCUCUCACGGAGGAGUAUAGGUCAAGGGAAGACCGUGUCUUUGGCAGGCUGGAAGCUAGUAUAUGCAACCUGGAUGAGAGCGAGGGCUUGAAAUGGGGUAUUUUUGACAUUCUUCUUCACUGUGUUUGUGGAGUGACAAGGCAGUAA
Messenger RNA from Aspergillus vadensis CBS 113365, 1041 nucleotides. Its product is annotated as FPP/GGPP synthase family protein. NCBI's taxonomy places the organism in Eukaryota, Fungi, Ascomycota, Eurotiomycetes, Eurotiales, Aspergillaceae. Gene Ontology annotation, cellular component: cytoplasm. The coding region runs from base 1 to 1041 and encodes 346 amino acids. Gene Ontology annotation, biological process: trans, trans-farnesyl diphosphate biosynthetic process. The transcript is spliced from 2 exons. Gene Ontology annotation, molecular function: dimethylallyltranstransferase activity; (2E,6E)-farnesyl diphosphate synthase activity. The record is from RefSeq and is a predicted model, not a curated record.